Molecule: messenger RNA, 661 nt
Organism: Paramecium primaurelia
Lineage: Eukaryota; Ciliophora; Oligohymenophorea; Peniculida; Parameciidae
Source: the annotation of a GenBank genome assembly
AUGGAGAAACUAAAUAAAUUAAGAAAUGAUUAUGAUCAUGAAGAAAUUAAGUUAAUUAUGAAAGUAUGUUUAUAAUACAAUUUAUUAGGAUAUUCUAGAAGGUGUUCAUUAUAUCCAUUCUAAGAAUAUUAUUCAUAGAGAUUUAAAAAUUGAUAAUAUAUUGAUUGAUGAUGAAAAUUAAAUUAAAAUCAUUGAUUUUGGAUUAGCUUGCCAAUUUAAUAAUAUUGAAUCCAGAAAUAUUAGUUGUGGUACUCCUGGUUAUAUAGCACCUGAAGUUCUGACAAAUAAACCUUUUGAUUAUAAAUCUGAUAUUUUUAGUGUAGGAGUUGUCAUGUAUUACCUUUACUUUAAUAAACAUUUAUUCUAAGCAGAUCAAAUAAUUGACAUCUUAAAACUCAAUAAGAAAUUCACUAUAUCUCGAUUAUCAGUUUUAAAUAUACCAGAUUGUGGUUAUUAAUUAUUAAGAAGUUUAUUGAAUCAUAAUCCAAUGUAAAGAAUAACAGCCUCAUAGGCUCUUACUCAUUGGUAUAUGAAUUCAAUCAAGGAAGAUCAUUUUAUAAAAGUACCAAGAAAUCCUUAACCUAAAUUCAAAGAUCACAUUUUAUCAUGCACAAUAAUAUACUCAAAAACUACUAUAACUUCAUAAAAUAAAAUAUAUUGA